Molecule: messenger RNA, 1810 nt
Organism: Melitaea cinxia (Glanville fritillary)
Lineage: Eukaryota; Metazoa; Arthropoda; Insecta; Lepidoptera; Nymphalidae
Product: juvenile hormone esterase-like
Exons: 3
Coding region: 73-1755 (560 amino acids)
Source: RefSeq, a predicted model, not a curated record
UAGGAAAUAGUCUAUAGGAACCGUUCUGUAUCCGUAUUGUCUUUACAGCUUUCGUCUAAUUUUACUUUUCAGAUGUAUCAAGUACAAGUUUCCCAAGGGACGCUCCAAGGCAAAUUGGCCAGUACUUACAAUGGUGCAAAAUAUUAUAGUUUUGAAGGCAUCCCUUACGCAAAACCACCGGUUGGCGAUCUUAGAUUUAAGGUAAUCCUCUUAAAUACUAUAACAUUCGGAGAAAAAGACAUUAAAUCAAACCAAAGAAACUAUAUACUAUUUAUAACAUCUGGGGGCACGGUCGUGCCCCUGCCAAGACGAGCUCCACAGGAACCAGAAAGUUGGUCAGGGGUUAGAGACGCAACUAAACCAGGCAAUAAAUGUGCCCAACUCAUUCCCAUCGGAAAAGCUAAAGUGGAAGGGAGUGAAGAUUGCCUCUACUUAAACGUCUACACACCAGUGCUACCUGCAGAUGAGGUCAAAAAACUCCCAGUUUUAUUCUACUUACAUGGAGGUAGAUUGAUUUGGGGAUACGGUGAUUAUUAUAAGCCAGAUUUUUAUAUCCAUCAAAAUGUGGUACUUGUGACCAUAAAUUACAGAUUAACUGUAUUUGGAUUUUUGUGUCUGGAUACACCGGAUGUACCAGGAAACGCUGGUCUGAAAGAUACGGUCAUGGCAUUGAAAUGGGUUAACAAGAAUAUAAAGAAUUUUAAUGGUGAUCCCGAUAACAUCGCGGUUUUUGGUGAAAGCGCUGGAGCGGCCAAUGGUACUUCACUUUUGGUGUCAAAAAUGGCUGAUGGUCUGUUCAGUAAAGUUAUUUGCCAAUCGGGGAACUGUCUCUCGGAUUUAUAUAUGAUUGAAGAAGACAAUGUAGGAAAAGCGAGUAAAUUAGCGUCAUUAUUAGGAAAAGAUACGAGGAAUAAAGAAGAAUUGUACGAUUUGUUUGUUAAAUCUUCUGCUGAAGAUCUGCUGCAUGCGUACUUUUCGGCCAAUAUGAUGCAACCAGCCGUCGACAUCAGGGGUUUUCUUCUACCAGUUGUUGAGAAAAAGUUCGACAAUGUUGAACCGUUUUUCGACGAAAACCCAAGAGUUGUAAUACAGGAAAAACGAUUUAAAAACGUACCCAUCAUGGCCACACUGAAUUCAGAGGAAGGAGCGUAUUUCGUACAAAAAGACGAACAAGGCAAUGUUAUAUAUGAAGACAAUCUCGAACUCUUCAUACCAAAGUUCCUAUUCGUCAAAGAAAACACACCAAAAUCAGCGGAAAUUGCAGAAAAACUGCAUAAAUUUUAUUUGAAUGGCAAAACUGGUGAUGGUAAAAAAGUGGGAUAUAUGAAUUUGUUGAGUGAUCAUUACUUUUUAAGAGAUAUAAUGUUAUUCGUUGAAUUGGUAGCAAGGCAACAGGAUGUAUUUUUAUGCAGGUUCGCGUACUCGGGUAAUAUGAGUACUAGAGUCAUGAAGAAGUUAGGUAUGAAGGGAGCCACGCAUGGAGAUAUGGUCCAGUACUCGUUUUACAGAGAGAGUAAAAUGAAGGUUGCCUCUGAAAGAGAUUUGAUGAUAGUCAAUGUGAUUGUAGAAGCGAUGUGUACGUUCGCGAGAACUGGAAAACCGAAUUUAAAAAAAUACAAUUUAGACUGGCGACCUUAUGACAGCGAAAAUAAAUUAUGUCUCAACAUAGACGAUGAUAUCUCGGUGAAAUCGCUGCCCGAGUACGAAAGGAUACAGUUUUGGUUCGAUUUGAUGAAAGAAAGAUCGAAAUUAUAAUAAUACUAGCUGACUCGGCAAACGUUGUCUUAGUAGUUGUUACGUUGUUAGUAGA